Molecule: messenger RNA, 4284 nt
Organism: Astyanax mexicanus (Mexican tetra)
Lineage: Eukaryota; Metazoa; Chordata; Actinopteri; Characiformes; Acestrorhamphidae
Gene: fam49al
Product: family with sequence similarity 49 member A, like
Exons: 12
Coding region: 1348-2319 (323 amino acids)
Biological process (GO): regulation of actin filament polymerization
Molecular function (GO): small GTPase binding
Source: RefSeq, a predicted model, not a curated record
CAUAGAGAAAGAGAGAGAGGGAGAAUAGUACAGAGCGUACUAUUUCUCACAGUGGAGCAGCUGAUAGAGUGGUGAGAGAGAGACUGAAUCUGAAAAUGAGAGAGGGUGAGGGAGAGAAAAAGAGAGAGAGAGAGUAAGUUAGAAAGAGGGAUUUCAUCUGAAAUAGGCAGUGAGAAAGAGAGAGUUUUUGAGUUUGAGAGAUAAUGAAGGAGAGUGUGUAAGAGAACGUUAGGGAGGAGGAGUCUUAAUCUGAAAAGGAGGAUUGAGAAAGAGAGAGAGGGUGAGAGAGUCUGAAUCUGAGAGAGAAUCUGAAUCAGAGAGAGACAGAAAAAAGUUAGAAAAGGAGGAGUGAGAAAGAGAGAGGGAGAGAGUCUGAAUCUGAAAUAAUCUGAAUCAGAGAGAGACAGAGACAAAGUUAGAGAGAGGGGGUCUUUAUCUGAAAGAGGGAGUAGAAAAGAGUGUCUGAAUCUGAGAGAGAAAGAGAGGGAAGAGAGAAUCUGAGGUGAAAAGAGAGAAGGAGAAAAGGAGAGAAAGAGAGAAAAAGUCAGAGAUGGGGUCUUAAUCUGAAAGUGGGAGUGAGAGAGUCUAAAUCUGAAAGAGAAAGAGAGAGAAAGUUACGGUGGGGGUCUUAAUCUGAAAGAGGAAGGGAGAGAGGGUGAGUGAAUCUGAGAUGGAGUGAGGGAGGAAAGAGGGAGUGAGAGAUAGGGUGAGAGUCUGAGGGAGAGAGAGAGAGAGAGAAAAUCUGAGGGGGAGAUUGAGAAAGAGAGGGAUUGAGAGAGGGAAAGAGGGAGUGAGAGAGAGGGUGAGAGUCUGAGAGAGAGAGAGAGAGAGAGAGAAAGAGAGGGAGCGAGAAAGGGAAAAAGGGAGUGAGAGUCUCUGAAUCUGAAAGAGAGAGAAUCUGAAUCCGUUCGAGAUAGAGACAGUGAAAGAGACGCACGCGCACACAUACGCACGCGCGCACGCAGAGAGAGGCUGAGGCUGGCGCUCGUGCUGUGUUAAGGGAAGCCCACAGUCGUGAGGCUGAGUGUACAGGGGAAGUGGAAGGAGUGAAAGGAGCGCUUGUUUUUGUUCACCCCUUUGCUUUCUUUCCCUUUGUGCUCUCCGGAGGGGGUCUGCUCUGUUUCUUUUAGCCCCUCUGUUUAGUUUGCUCGUCUUUUUCCUCCCCCUAUUCCUCCUUUUUUCCUCCUUUUGUGGCUGAAAACAGACGGAGCAGGAGCAGCACUGCCUGUGUAACAUCUCGCCGGUGGUGGAUGCUGAUGCUGUGAUAGUAGCAGAGGAGCAGACGGGCCCUCAGUGGAUGCAGUGAAGUGCUCUUUGAGGAAAAGUGCAAGCAAAGGUUUGCCGGCCAUGGGGAACCUCAUUAAGGUCCUUGGCAAGGAUUUAGAGAACUGUCCACAUUUUUUUCUGGACUUCGAAAAUGCACAGCCCACGGAGGCGGAGACGGCCGUCUGGAACCAGGUCAGCGCCGUGCUGGAGGAGGCUCACGGGAUCCUAGCAGAGCUACAGUCCUACAACGGAGCGGGGCAAGAGAUAAGAGAGGCUAUUCAGAACCCCAAUGACCUCCAACUACAGGAGAAAGCCUGGAACGCCGUGUGCCCUCUAGUGGCCAAGCUGAAGCGCUUCUAUGAAUUUUCACUCAGGUUAGAGAAUGCCCUGCGCAGCCUCUUGGAGGCGCUGACGAGCCCUCCGUACGCCCCCAUGCAGCAUCUGGAGAGGGAGCAGGCUCUGGCUAAGCAGUUUGCAGAGAUCCUGCAUUUUACCCUUAGCUUUGAUGAGCUCAAGAUGACAAACCCAGCCAUCCAGAAUGACUUCAGCUACUACAGGAGGACCAUAAGCAGGAAUCGGCUGAACAAUCAGCAGCUUGAGGCAGAGAAUGAAGUCAAUAACGAGAUGGCCAAUCGGAUGUCAUUGUUUUAUGCGGAAGCCACACCUAUGCUGAAAACCUUGAGUAAUGCCACAACUAAGUUUGUGUCAGAGAACAAGACUUUGCCCAUCGAGGACACCACAGAUUGCCUGAGCACUAUGGCCUGUGUGUGCCGGGUCAUGCUGGAGACUCCGGAGUACCGGUGCCGUUUCACCAACACAGACACCAUGCUGUUCUGUAUGCGUGUGAUGGUGGGUGUCAUCAUCCUCUACGAUCACGUUCACCCCGUGGGUGCCUUCGCUAAAACCUCCAAGAUUGAUAUGAAGGGCUGCAUCAAGGUGUUGAAAGAGCAACCUUCAAACAGUGUGGAGGGACUGCUGAAUGCACUGAGGUAUACAACAAGACAUCUAAAUGACGACAGCACCUCUAAACAAAUCCGAGCUCUGCUUCAAUGAGAAGCUGCGAUGCUCGGAGAGAGGCAAGAAAGAGAGAAGACAGAAGAGAGGAAAAGAGGAUGCGACUGACAGAAGAAAAGAUAAAUGGCUGGCAGUCUUGGGUGAACCAACCUCAGAAACCUGUUUGUUUACAAGAAUGAAAUGCAAAAUUAUCUCAAUUUCAAUAACCUAAAAAGAGAGAAAGGAAUAUGAGAAAGUAUAUAGAUAUAUAAAUAUAUAUUGUCAAUUGUUCAUCAUGUCUCUGAUUUUGUAAAAACAUGAUUUAAAAAAAAAAAAGAUUAUAGAUAUAUAUAAAAGUACAAACUGGAACAUCCAUGGCCUACCAGACAAGAACACUUAGAACUUUGAGGGGAAACAAAUAUAUUAAAAACCACCAUAAAAUCAAUAGAAAUGAGUUCGUAUACUUCUGAAGAUUAUUUUUGCACACAGAAAACGAUGCCAACUCCCUUCUGCAUUAUAUAAGAGUUUAAAAUGGCUUGAAAUGACGUGUACAGUUCAGCCCUGUUUCCAUGUAUUGAGACUCCAUCGGAUUUUUAAACACAUUUGCGUCUUCAUCGUUGACAUGCUUCUUCCAUUGCCAUCCUCCUGGUGCAAUUCUAUUUCUUCCUGUGAAAUACGGGAUCCGUUUGUGACUCAAAGGCAUCAAAUCACACCAUGCUAUUUCUGCAUUUCCCGACAGAAACCCACCAGUGAUAAUGAAGUGAGAUUGAUUUACGUUGCUGUGUGUGUAUAUAUACUUAAAAAAAAGCACAGGAUAGUUUUGUAAAGAAGUUACGCAUUUUGUUAGACUUACUCACUAGUGCUGUACAGCAAUACUCAACUGAGGUACCAACUGCAGUGGCAGUGAUCUGUCUCAAAUAAGCUGUUUGUGCCAAUACAGGAUGAACGACAAACGGAAAGCUGUACAUAUGAGAUUGUGUAUUAAUUAGGGUUUUGAUUUUCAGCUCCAGUGGAUUGUAAGAGGAAAGGGCAUUCUUGGAACUCUGAGUAAGCCAUGAAACUGUCUUUCAGGAGCCACUCGCAUUUUGCUCAGCGCCAUAGCUGCUUCCUUACCUGCUUUUCAUGUGUGGCCUGCUAGGAGUCCAGUACAGGGAGAGCGCAGCGGACUGAGGGGUGUGGUUUUAGGCCCAUAACCAAAUGAGCCGCUUUACACCAACCUCUUAACAAUCUGCAGAAAAAAACACACAGCAAAGGACUGAUUACACACUAUUGCCAAAUGUGACCACGACAUUGCCUUUUACAACACACAAUCAACUGACAGGCAGGUCCAUUCUCCCGUAACACUGGAGAUCAUACUGAUCAUUUACACUCAUACAAAUACACACACACACACAAAUACAAAAGGCGUAGAGCAGAAAACUCAGAAUGUCUCGGUGUAAAUAUGUGAACAAGACUUUCCUCCAGGCGUCGAAGAGGCCUGCGAAAAACAAAUGUGCUUAAAUUCAGCUAGAGGAUGUUUCUUUUAGUAAAUUUUUAAAAAGCUUAAAAGAAAAAAGAUCACGUCAUCAAAUGAGUGGGUAUGAACAAAAAAAAAUAAAUUAUUAAAAAAAAAAAGAAGAAAAGAUUAAAACAACAAAAUGCAGUGUUGUACUUUCGAUGUCUAUAGCCCUUAGUCUACCUUAAUUUGAUCUUACAGUAUAUUUUUUAUACAGGGGUAUGUUCACAGACAUAUUCUGUAUAAAUAUAUAGAUGGCAUGCUGUACAACUUCAGACAAGAUUGUGUAAAUACGGUGUUUUUAUUCAUUUUCAAUUGUUCAGUGAAUCUGAAUUGGGUGUGUGUUGUCUGUAAGAAACCAUGCAUUUGGCUCGGACUAUUGGACUUGCUGUAGUCAUAGGUUCCAGAUCUCCAACUUCAUAUUGGUGGGUAAAGAGAAGGGCAGCUUGGAAGGGGGAGGGGGGAACUGUCCAUUUGCUUGUUAUUUUGUACAUUUUGUGCAACAAUAAACUUGUCAUUUAUUACGUUCA